This is a messenger RNA of Ostrinia nubilalis (European corn borer), 3251 nucleotides long. RefSeq names its product muscarinic acetylcholine receptor gar-2 (gene mAChR-B). Gene Ontology annotation, cellular component: dendrite; plasma membrane. The record is from RefSeq and is a predicted model, not a curated record. The coding region runs from base 90 to 2600 and encodes 836 amino acids. NCBI's taxonomy places the organism in Eukaryota, Metazoa, Arthropoda, Insecta, Lepidoptera, Crambidae. The transcript is spliced from 5 exons. Gene Ontology annotation, biological process: synaptic transmission, cholinergic; G protein-coupled receptor signaling pathway, coupled to cyclic nucleotide second messenger. Gene Ontology annotation, molecular function: G protein-coupled serotonin receptor activity; neurotransmitter receptor activity.
CGGCGCGCGCCGCCAGUCUGCCCGCGCCCUUAUCUUAGUGACGAGCGUCGAGCGGAUCUGAUGGUAUCUGCCGCCGGAGCGCAGCCACAAUGAACGUCACGGAAGCUAGCCUCGACGUCAACAAGUCCACCCCCAUCUACGCUAUCGGCACCAACUUUAUAACGCAGUGGAAACUCCAGAAACUGAAGCAGCGGUCGUGCCUGUCUUCGGGCAGCUUCCAGGAGUGCCAGGCCUUCUUCCUCACCAACAGCUCCAAUUAUACCGACGUCUACUUCUUCAAUAGCACCGUAGAGAACAUCCUCGCUGCUAACGGGGACCUGCAAGCCGUCCUCCCGCCGUUCCCGCUGUGGCUGGCGGCUAUCUUCGCCACGUGUCUGGUGCUGGUCAUCCUGCUGACCGUCAGCGGGAACAUCCUGGUGCUGCUGGCUUUCCUCGUGGACAGGACCAUACGGCAGCCGAGCAACUACUUCAUUGCCUCGCUGGCUGCCACCGAUCUGUUGAUAGGUACUCUGUCCAUUCCGUUUUACACUGACUACGUCUUGAAAGGAUAUUGGCAUCUUGGGCCCUUGCUGUGUGAUCUCUGGCUUUCCGUCGACUACACCGUCUGCUUAGUAUCCCAAUAUACAGUUUUACUUAUAACAGUGGACAGAUUUUGUAGUGUGAAAAUUGCGGCGAGGUACCGAGCGUGGCGGACGAAGAACCGUGUCAUAUGGAUGGUGACAGUGACGUGGAUUAUACCAGCCUUACUAUUUUUUACGACUAUAUUUGGAUGGGAACACUUUGUAGGCUACAGGGAUUUGCAGGAAGGCGAGUGUGCUGUGCAGUUCCUCAAAGACCCGAUAUUCAAUACUGCCCUCAUCAUCGGAUACUAUUGGACGACGUUAUUCGUACUUAUUGUUUUGUACGCGGGAAUUUUCAAAACUGCAUAUGACAUGCAAAAGAAAAGCGAAGCGAAGCAGAGGAAGAUGCAGUCGAUGGUAGCUUUAAGUGCAGGUUUUAUGACAGGAAUGGCAGGGCGCGCGGCCGGCACGUCGGGUUUGUCCAAAGCAACGAUAUCAAGCGAAGAUCAGGUGAAGGUUUCCGAAGCGGUCCGUAAAGAUUCAACGUCAAAGGGCUCGUUAGCAGCCCCGCUAUUGGCGUUAGGUGGAUCUACUGACUCUAACUCAAGCCAAAAAUCGUCUGCUCAUAAAAGCAGUGCCACUGCUACCGGUACAUCGACAACACAAGAGUCGGAUGGAGAUAAGAAAGAAGAUCAAGUAGAAGCAGAACGGUCCAGCAGCCCAGCUUUUGACUCUGAUGAAGAAAGUACGACCCAGACGAAUUCGAAGAAACGACCAUCUGUAGCCAAUCUAGUGAUGCAAACUGGUGCUUUACAAUUAUUAAAUAACAUGCGAAUGAAUGGUGGUAUGUUAAUUAAACCACCUGAUGCAAAACAAACACCAAUGUUUAAGCCUGACUCUGAGAAACCGAAAACGUCUUUGUCACAGAUAUCUGAAAAGAGUUUAUUGGAUACUGAUAACCCGGAUACGUCCCAAAGCAGCGGGCCAACUCCAGCUCCUACAGUGCCUCACAGUACAGCUAGCUUUAUGUCGCCUAUAUCAUCAGGUAUAGCCACACCGUCCGACCAAAGGGAAGUUUCAACAACUAUUGCUCAGAGAAUCAUCCCACCUCCAUCAGAAUUUAGAUGCAGUCCCACUGUGUCUGAAAGUCCCCCGUCUCAAUCAGAAUCGUCACGCACAAAAACUGUCAGACUGGUGAAAAGUGACGGCACCUCGUAUGACGUUCUUGUGGGUAUGGAUGGUGCAGACCUCCGUUUUAUGGACGAGAGUUCAGUUAUCGUUCCUUCCCCUACUUUUGAAAGUCCACCAUCUUCAGUGACCUUUCCUACUGCGACUGAGCCCUCAUCUCCCCCAACAAUGAAUUCGGGCAAUGUUACCAACACUUCAUUGUUGCAAGCUGCCUUAAUCAGAGCUACGGCUGAAGCUCAAAUAGUCACUCCUAAAUCUAGUUUUUCCCCGCCUCCGCCCGUCAAAGUGAACACGGAGGUAAGUUUGUCUACCGGCGAGCGAUCCAAGCCAGUAAUUACACUUGUAUCAACGUCUUCCAAUAAUAAUGACUCUCAACCGCCCAAGCCUACGGAAUCAAAAGUUUCACCCUUAAAACUAAAUCCAGUAAGUCCAGCUGUUGAAAACAGCGAUGUUUCAAGUACCGCUGUAACUGGGUCAGGCCGCGGUGAUUCCAAGAAAGAGUUUGUAAAAAACAUAGGAAAAAAAUUAAAAGUUAAGCGUUCGAAGCGAGACGGUUUAUUCCCGAGCAUCGGGCGACAAAAGUCUAAAUCGGAAAAUAGAGCUAGGAAAGCUUUUAGGACGAUAUCGUUUAUUUUGGGUGCGUUUGUUGUCUGUUGGACACCGUACCACAUAUUGGCGCUGGUUGAAGGUUUUUGUACGGACCCGCCGUGUAUUAACAAACAUUUGUACAUGUUCUCGUACUUUUUAUGUUACGCGAACAGUCCGAUCAAUCCGUUUUGUUACGCGCUGGCCAAUCAGCAGUUCAAGAAGACUUUCACGAGACUCCUCCGUGGGGACUUUCACAUCACCUAGUCCAUGUAUGUUGGCUACAAGGCGUAAUUUGGGUGGCUCAGAGUCUUGGCCAAUGUUACGCGCACAAUCUCCGAAUGACCUUCAUUCGAUUGUUGCUAAAUAAGACAAUACCCGUCAUUUAUGACUUUUAAUACGUAAGUAUGCUUUUGAUGUAUAGAUAUUAUAGUAGCAUACUGUGUAGAAUAUGUAUUUUAAUGUAUAGAAGAAAACGUCGGCUUUAAAAGCAGAUCUCAAAUUUUGUACAUAAGGUAGAAAAGUUGUAUAUUUAUAAAUUUUUUAUUUGAUCUUUGGAGUUCAGAACUGACAAUAAAAUGUUAGAGCGUGUAUAUAAAUGUUAGAUUUAAAGUUAUUCAAAGUCUCUUUAUAUUUCUAGUUAAGCGUAUAUUUGUUUAAGCUAUGAUAGAUUCAAUAUUUUAACAAUAGCUUGAAAGUAAUUGGGAAUUUGUAUGUAAUGAGGAUGUAGUUGACUUUAUCUCGAUUUGAGAAAAAUAUGUUGAGUAUAUUAUUAUGUAAGUACUUGAUUAAAUAACUACUUGGAAAUACUGUGAUAAUGAGUAGACUAUUACAUUUGAAAGAUUCAUUUUAAUUUGAAACUAGAUUUUUGAAAUAAAAGUACCUACUCAAAACCUACCUAACUAAUUCUUUAAAGUA